Mugil cephalus (flathead mullet) is the source of this 5237-nucleotide messenger RNA. Its product is annotated as Krueppel-like factor 15. Gene Ontology annotation, biological process: regulation of transcription by RNA polymerase II. The transcript is spliced from 3 exons. Lineage: Eukaryota; Metazoa; Chordata; Actinopteri; Mugiliformes; Mugilidae. The record is from RefSeq and is a predicted model, not a curated record. Gene Ontology annotation, molecular function: DNA-binding transcription factor activity, RNA polymerase II-specific; RNA polymerase II cis-regulatory region sequence-specific DNA binding. The coding region runs from base 1158 to 2852 and encodes 564 amino acids.
UUUUUUUUUUCCUCCGGGAACAUUAUUUAUGAGCUUUAAUGCUUUAUGGGUCCAUAUGAAAUCACACAGUUUAAGUCUUAAAUACAAGAGGCUUCCAUGGUAACAUCAAGUAAAACAUAUGUUAUUUUGUCUGGGGAGGUCGGACCCAAAUGCAGGACACAAGACGAAAUGGAAAACACAAAUCAGAUGGAAGGCAAAAACCAAGAUACAUGGAACAAGGGGGCUCGAACACUCGGAAACAAAUGGGUCAAAGUCAACAGAGAACUUGACAAAACACGAAGAGAAAGAAGAGGCACUCAUGGGCUGAGAGGUUGAGGAGACACAAGUGUGACUCACACAAGGAGAAAGCAAUUAAACAAUCAGAGGGAAGACACAAACAGGAAGUAAAGCAAGACAAGAAACACCAAGAAGAUUACAAAAUAAAAACAGCAAGGGUCACAGAAAAUAUUCAAAAAGUCAAUAAAAUGACAACAUGCCAGUCUGAUUAUACCAACAUCACAGGGCAGAGUGUUACAAGGAACACAUUAGUGUGAUAUAUUGUAAUAAUGGGAAUGGAAACAUUAUCCAAGUUGCCAGAUAAGCGUGUCAACACACUGUAAAAAGCCUCCGGAGCUAUCUUCAGCCUCUGGAGUAAGUGAACAGGCACGAAAGUGAUUUUUAUGUUCGGGACUCACAAGAACAUGUGCUCCCUCCUUCCUUCCUCCCCUGCUCAUGCUUCUUUCCACUGACGCCAAACCCCGAGGACGGCCUUCCCUUCAUCGAGGGGCCAAUAGCGGCGCGCCGAGCAGGCGAGCCUUCCAGAGCCGACCCACCUGAUUUGCCUGCGACAGCAAACUCCAGUCCGGUCAAGUGACAGCGCAGCCAACUACGAAGCCUUUGAGAGAGAGAGGGAGAGAGAGAGAGGAGGGGGGCGUGCGUGUGUACGAGAGAGAGUGUGUGGAGGCUUACGGCUAUGCAAAGACCGUGUGGUGUACUUACAUUGCCAUUACGCACUAUUACGCACGGACACCUACUUCCACGAGAGGAGCGAUCAGCGUAAAGGAGCGGGAUUUGGGAUUCCUCAGACAUACAGGAAGAAGAAAAACUUUUUCAUUAAGCUUCAGAGCAGCUUGAUCUUCAGAGCAGAGCAGAGUCAGCUGCCAUCCCUCUGCCCAGGAAUGGUGGAUCACUUGCCGCUUGGUGAGGAGACCUUCCUGUAUUACAGCGGCUCCCCGGGGCCUGACUACAGCUGCCUAUGUCGCCACACCAAUGGUAGCAUGUCUCUGGGCGUCAUGGUGGCUGACACAUGCACUUACCACCAUCACCACCACCAUCACCACCACCCCUACCACCAAGGGGUGGCCCUCUCCCCCUCGCCUCGGCUCUCGGAGGACGACCUCAGCGACUCUUCAAGCCCUCGUUCGUCCCUCUGCUCCAGCCCGGAGUCCUUGUCGCCGACGUCGCGCCACGUCCUCGGGUCCAGCUGUGAAAGCAGGAGCAGCAGAAGCAGUGGCAGCAGCAGCAGCUCCUCUGGAGGAGAGAGUCAGGACAGCCUUCUGGAUCUCCUGCUCUCCCAGGCCUCCCUUACCACCUCAUUAAGCUCUAAUGCCGGCAGCACCUGCCACUCUUCUCCCCAUCUAUCCUCUCUCUGCGUCUCAUCCCCACCCUCCUCUACCUCCUCGUCUUCCACUGCCCCCUUGUUACCCAUGGGCCUUGCUUGGGAGUCCAAGAGGGAACAGCGGCUGAGUCUCCUCCAGCAGCAGACCAAAGAGGAAGGUUACGAGUUCCCAGUCUUUCUCGACGAGCUGCAGGAUCCCGCGGCGCUCCUCUUUCAGCCCACUCUGGAGGAGAUCGAGGAGUUCCUAGAGGAGAACAUGGUGGUGGCGAUGGAGAAGGACGAGGAGGGAAGCGACGAGGCAAUGUCACCGACGUCAGAGGAUACUGAAGCGGAAAGCUCCCGGACGUUAGCGGGGGAACUCGAGUCCGUGUCACAGAACUCGGAUCAGACUGUGCCUGUGGCUCAUUCUCCGCUGUCCUCCCACACAGAGACCAAACAUGCACCGUGUGCACCAGACAUGGACACCUCAUCAUCAUCAACAGUGGAUGCUAGCUGUGUAUCCUCUGACAGUGAUGCAGAUGGGAUCAAACAGGAGGACUGUGGAUCAUCUGAAAGCACCGGUGCUUCCUCCAGUGUGCCUGUCAUCCUACAAAUCCAGCCCAUACAGAUCAAACAAGAACCAAACCCAAGUGCCAUAUCAGAUGCUGCAAGCCAGCAGCCCCAGAAAGCCACAUCCCAAUCAACCCAGGCCCCGUCAGACAUCAAAAUCGCCCAGCUCUUGGUUAACAUCCAGGGGCAAACAUUUGCCUUGGUGCCUCAGCUGCUGUCCCCAGCCAACCUUGCCAGCAAAACCGGAGGUGUCGCUUCAUCCAAAUUCGUUCGGAUAGCACCGGUGCCCAUUGCAGCUAAACCAACCGGGCUCGGGGAAGGUGGUUUAGGCGGAGGUUCGGCUGCGGGGGUCCUCGCCGGGGGCCAGAGGUACCAGAAGAGCGCGGUAGCAGACCUUAUUAAAAUGCACAAGUGCUCUUUUCCCGGCUGCAAUAAAAUGUACACCAAGAGCAGCCAUCUUAAAGCCCAUCUGAGGAGACACACGGGGGAGAAGCCCUUCGCCUGCACAUGGCCCGGCUGUGGAUGGAGGUUCUCCCGGUCCGACGAGCUGUCCCGACACCGGCGCUCCCACUCCGGAGUGAAACCGUACCAGUGCAUCGUCUGCGAGAAGAAGUUCGCCCGCAGUGAUCACCUGUCGAAACACCUCAAAGUCCACCGCUUUCCACGAAGCAGCAGGACGGCGCGCUCUGCAAACGGACCCCUCUGACCCCGCUCUGACAGACUGACGCUAAACGGAGGGGACGGGAGGAGGAGGGGUGUAUGUGUGUGUGACGUGAAGACAGAGGAGGAGGGUGACGGGGUGGCGGGGCGACCGUCCAAACACCCUUUAAAGGACUCCGCGUUGCCCGUCUCUGUUUAUGUCCAACUGUGUGCGCGUGACGUACAAUCCUGGUACUGUGAUAAUUUAUUGGGUGACGAGGAAAAAGACUGUAAAAAACUGAAACAGAAAACUGUUACUUGACACAGCACCCUCACAGGUGAAAUAAGCUUCUUGUAUAUUACAACUUUAUUCUCAAAUCUUUUAGCUAAUUUGAAGAAAGAUUUGUUAUCCAGAGUAUUUUUUACACUUUGUGUGUUUAUUGCUCAUGUUCCAGUCAAAGGCCUUAUAUCAGUAGAGGUUCUAACACUGGGGGGUAUUCUACUUUUUUUUUUUUUUAAAACCUCCAUUUUUUUUUUCAGCUUUCCUGGAGCCAAAUGUUGUUUAAAGUUUAAUUAUUUGCAAAAAAAAAAAAAAAGCAAAAAAAAACAAAACAAAAAACUCAUUGCUUAAUGGCUUGAAUUGAAUGUGUUCCCGAGCAACGAGAGCUCACCGGACGAUGUAUUAGCAAGCAGUGAGGACUGUUGGGGCCUUCAGCAUUCCUUCUAGCUGUGAAUAGGUUUCUUGGUUGCCUCCGAGUCGCGCUACAGGGACGAGGCUCAAGUCCAUGUUGAAUUACUGCUCACCAACAAAGAUCAGGGCACCAUGUAAUUUGCACUGGCACACAAAAUAUUUGGUCGUCUGCCCAUUCUAGGAAGUUUGAGAGCUUUGCGUAGUUGUCCUGCGGUCGGGAUUUAAGUCUUCAAGGAUUCGAGUCUGUUUAUCAGAAUAAUUGUUGUUUUUGUGGCCUUUGUUGCACCCAGCAAUGAUGCAGAAAGUAUAUUUCAAGCUAAGGUAAAAAAAAAAAACUUGCCAUGCACCACAACCUCUGUUUUAUGGUUUCUUUUUUUUAUUAUUAUUACUUUUUGCAACUUCACGUCGUUGCUGACGAACCAUCUGAGGCAGCGAUCUUGCAAAGAAGGGCUCAAGUAUCAAUGUGAACUAUUUUGUCAUGUCUUGCCAUAUUUUUUUCCCCCACAUAUCAAUUGAAAUGAUUUACAUAUCAAAUCGUCGUGUUUUAAAUGUUUUUAAACCGGUUAAACCUUCAAAAUAAAAGCAUUAACUGUGGGACUGUGUAACCUUUGACUGAUUCAAAAGUUAACACAAACUCACUUUACAGGUAGGAAGAUGUUGUACUUUGAACCAGUAUUUUUCCUGGCUUCCGUCCACCAAUCAGAUGCCAACAUAUGAAAUUAAACUGCAAUUUAUGUCCUUUUAGGAGAGGAUUUUGGAAGCCCUUUACAACAUCUCAUAACUUUAUUUGGUUUUACCCUAAUGUGACUUUAUUAGGGGUUAAUAGAGCAUUAGAAAGCAUCCACAAAGCAUCACCUGUCAUGAAAUAAAAAGUCUUGUGCUGCAUGGGGUCGUUGCUGGUAAAUAAAAUUUCACAUCACAUCUACCUGCAGAAAUUGUUCUACUCAGUUGAAGUGAGCCAAAUCAGUCGUGGCAGGGACAGCAGAUGCUGCACAGCUGCUGAGUUCAGGGGCAGACUCCUGUCCUGUAAAGUUGGGAUUCAGUAGGCAACAAUGUCAAGUAUAUAGAUGGAUUUAAAAAGAUGAAUAAAUAACAAAGAGGACGGUUAAGAGAUUGAAUUCAGUUGGUUUUGGAGGUUCUGAUUUCUAAUUUCCCGUGACCUGUGAUGAUUGAGAAACCUAUGCGAGUGUUUUUUGGUGCACAGCCCCUGACGCUGUAUGGAGGAAGUGUAUUCACUCUUGUCAGGCAUUCCUUCCAUGCAAAUCAGAAGAAUCGCUUUUCUGAAUAUGUGUCAUACAUGAUCCCAUGAAUGUAUGUAAAUACUGUAAAUGCAUCUGAAAGGAGAACUGGAAUAUUCUUCAAGUGAUUUCUGUGAUUGUAUAAGAUUUAAAAAACAAUGUAAAGAAAGUGUACAUAACGUGAUAAUUCAAAUAUAUAGUGUAAAAAAAUAUGGAAACACGCACACACAUAUAUAUGUGUGUGUGUGUGUGUGUGUGUGUGUGUGUUGUCAGGUGUUUACCAAACACAUAAUUAAAUAGGAUGAAGUGAAACGUUUCAUGAUGCAUUGAUGGGAAAAGUAUUUGCGCUGGUUGGACUGGUGCAAAGAGCAGUGUAGCAUAAUGUGUCACGAAGCUCACAGGAAGUCAUUUAUAAAUGUGUUCUGUAAGCACUUUACGCAGAAAGAGUUGCUAAAAAUGUUAUAUUUUUGCUUUUGUUCUACUAUGUAAAACACAUUUACAAUAAACAAAUGCCAAAACUAAA